Messenger RNA from Moneuplotes crassus, 735 nucleotides. The record is from the annotation of a GenBank genome assembly. NCBI's taxonomy places the organism in Eukaryota, Ciliophora, Spirotrichea, Euplotida, Euplotidae.
AAAUAAAUGGAUUCAAUGAACAAGGAAGACAAUACGUUAUUUUACAAUAGAAGAUACAUAAAUCAUGAUUGUGGCCAGAAAUAUGAUGAAGAUACCUUUAAACUAGCUGAGGACAUGAAGAAGAAGUUAGAAGCAAAAUGAAAACCAUCAGAGGAUGACCUUUACAAAGUACAUCUAAUAUCAACUCAUUAUUACCACAUGCUGAUGGCUAACUGGGAACUAGUAUGUACACGGAACGAUGGAGUGCUAAAGGACCUCAUUUUCUUAUAUAAAUCUCUAAACUCGCUGAUUACCCUUGUUGACGGCCUGAAUAAAGAUAAAGCAGCCUCAUUUGGAAUAUUGCUACCUUUCAUACCCUUUAAGGACAAUCUCUUUGGAACCCAGCAAUGGAUGUUUGAGACAUUGAACCAUCUUGAAGCCUUCUUAAUCCAUUGAUCAGAUUCAAGGAGAGCUAGCAGUAUGAGUGAUCUGGAUGAUGAGAUUUAUGCAAGCUAUUACCUCUUCGACUUAGGAAUUAAGAAUCUCUCUGACUGUAUAGAGAUGCAGGAUAACGAAUCUGCAAUCACCCACUUGCUGACUGAAGUCAUCCAAAAGAGCGAUGUCAUCGAGGACAUCCUCACUAUGGAGUACAUAGUGUUACAAGAACGCAAAGGGAACAGCAUUAAUUUUCGAAAUGCAAAGAAGCAUGUCACAGAUUGCUCUAAGAAGUCAACGGAAAGGUUUAAAGAAGCUUAG